This is a messenger RNA of Rhagoletis zephyria (snowberry fruit fly), 1325 nucleotides long. RefSeq names its product RWD domain-containing protein 2A. Gene Ontology annotation, molecular function: protein binding. The record is from RefSeq and is a predicted model, not a curated record. Lineage: Eukaryota; Metazoa; Arthropoda; Insecta; Diptera; Tephritidae.
UCUUUUAUGUUUUUUUCUGUGCUGAAUGUGCAAGGUAAACGGCGGUUAUUUUGCGUUGGAGUGGUUGUUUCGUAAACAGAAUAUUGGAGUGAAAUUGAAAAUUUUGCUAAAAUAGAUGAGUAAUACAGCGCUGCAAUGACGGAUACGCAGCAACAAGCGCCACAGCACGAGCAACUAGACGAACAAGAUCUUUAUGUGCAAUGUAUUUCGAAGCAACUGGAGGAGGUCGACAUGCUGUCAUCGAUCUAUUGUACACCCGGCGAAAUGCAUAUUUUCGAUGCGAGCGUUAUAGGUGAUUUCAAUGACUUCCUUAAUAUGCCCACAGCUGUGCCCACGAUCGCGCUGAAGGCACACUUAGAUUACACGAUCACUUUGACGGUGGCGCAUGGACAACGAAAAGAUAAAAUGGAUAUACGCAUUGAGUUACCGCACCUAUAUCCAUUGCUAGAGAAUGCGAUUGUCACGGUUUUCAGCGCGCUGCUGGGCAAAACUAAAGAGUUGUAUUUGAAGCGUGAAAUUGAAAAGUACAUCGAGACAAUGGAUAAGACUGAAUGCUAUGUAUUCCAAGUGGUCUCCUGGUUACAAGACGAACUAAUUGCACUGAUUGCACGUGAUGCCAGUGAAUUUGAGGAGAACGAUGGAUUGGUGGAGGAAAAUGAGAAUGAAAUUGAAUGUGAACGUUUAUGGAUAUACUCGCAUCACAUUAAGUCGAAAAAGAAGCGACAAGAAAUACAAAGAGAAGCGCGCAAUUUGGAUUUGACUGGAUUUUCGCGUCCAGGCAAGCCGGGUAUUAUAUGCGUGGAGGGUUUACGUGAGCAUACGCAAGAUUUUUGGCGCAUAAUUAAGGCUAUGCGUUGGCAGCACAUAACUAUUUGUAAGAGUGAACCGUGGCAGGGUAAAUUGCAGAAACGACGGCGCUUCGAGGGAUUCAAAGAGCAACUCUUUUGCGAUAAUCUGGAUAAUGAGGAUGGUGUAAUGAAUAUGGGACUGUUUAUUAAAUUUUUGGAGACGCAUAAGUCGGGCUACAUGAAAAAGGAGCUUUUCGGUUUAGAUUAGUUGCGAGUUGGAUGAACGGUUGAACUGAACGAAUAGCGGAACGCAGAAAAAUAACUUUGAAGAGACUCAGCAGUCAGUUAGCGCACCAUAUCAAUUUUUUAUAACUAAAGGCAGAAAUGCAUAUGGUUUAUAACCUUACAUAUGGUUUAUAACCUUAAAAUGCUCAAAAUAUUAUAAAUUCCAUUUUGCUACCUAAAUAUGGUAAUUUUAUGCAAUAAAAAUAGCAAUGUUUCCACGAUACUCCCAAUAUGAAAAAGUCGAGUAAUUUU